Molecule: messenger RNA, 751 nt
Organism: Morus notabilis
Lineage: Eukaryota; Viridiplantae; Streptophyta; Magnoliopsida; Rosales; Moraceae
Product: monothiol glutaredoxin-S2
Exons: 1
Coding region: 223-531 (102 amino acids)
Source: RefSeq, a predicted model, not a curated record
CCCCACACCAAAAUCCUCAAACCAACAACAUUUCUCCACACUACUAGUUUCCUAGAAAACAAACACAACAUUUCCCACUUCUUCUCUCUUCCAUUUCAAGCUCACUCGAGAAGCCCUAUAAGCACUAUUUCUCAUCGGCAUUACAUAUUAGUUGUCGCUGAAAGCUAGUCCUACAAACAAAACUCCGAGCCCGUCGAGACAAUCCUUUUGCUUUUGGAAAAAAUGGAGAGAGUGACAAAGAUGGUGUCCGAGAAGCCUGUGGUGAUCUUUAGCAGGAGCACUUGUUGCAUGUGCCACACCAUAAAAACCCUAUUCUGUGACUUUGGGGUGAACCCUGCGGUGUAUGAGCUGGAUGAGGAACCUAGAGGCAGGGAGAUCGAGCAGGCGCUCUCGAUGCUCGGCUGCAGCCCCACCGUCCCGGCGGUGUUUAUAGGCGGCGAGCUGGUUGGCGGAGCCAAUGAGGUCAUGAGCCUUCAUCUCAAGAGGUCCUUGAUCCCAAUGCUUAAACGCGCUGGAGCUUUAUGGGUUUGAGAAAACUAACUUAUGAUUGUGAAAGAUAUUAUAUAUAUACUAUAUAUUACUACUCCAGAGUACGCUAAUAAGAGAAUGUAACUCUUUUUUUACUACUUUUGUAAGGUUAGAGUGAGAGAUAUAUCGGAUAAAAUAGCCUAUAGAGCUUGUUAAAGUUUUUAAUAAGCAGGCUUAUAAUUAAUAAUUAGUUACUUGGGAUAUGUAUGCUAUACUAUAUAUA